Molecule: messenger RNA, 2447 nt
Organism: Nematocida parisii ERTm1
Lineage: Eukaryota; Fungi; Microsporidia
Exons: 1
Coding region: 1-2427 (808 amino acids)
Source: RefSeq, a predicted model, not a curated record
AUGUUUAUCCAUAAGAUACGAGUGCAAAAAAUAAUAGUUCUACUUUGUCUUGAACACUUGCUGGUGGGCCUGCACAUGGGCGUGCUUUGCUCAUCAGGCCUUCGAGGAGUAGUGGGAGAUGCUAUAGGAAGCGCGUCAAUCUAUCUUCACAAUAAGAAACCCCCUAUGUUCUUGAAUACUUUACGUAUACCAAGCGCAUAUGCCAAUGUUAUAGAAAAACAUGCGCCUGUCCCAAAUACAAGCAGUGGCAUUCCUCAGAGCACAAAGAUUACACCUUCUUCCUCUGCUCAGCAUAUGCCAAAUAAUUCGGGUAUUCUAGAUAGGUAUUUAUAUAAGCAUGUAAAUAGGAAUAACAAAUUGCCUAUUAUGCUAGCAGCUCCAUUAAUAAAAUAUCGGGCAUAUGAAGAAAAGAAGCUUCCAGAGAAUCUAAGCAGUAAUGGCGCAUAUAAGCAUACGCCUUUACCUAUCCAAGAAAUAUUUAAGAAAAUCCCCCCCAUUGAAUCUAAUCACGGCUCAGAAUUUAAAGAGUUAGAGAGUUCUGGGGAGGCUGCUAUACAGAAAAAGCAAAACAGUCAUCCAUCCUUUUCUGAUCUGUCUGACAUCGCACAUAACACAAAAAUUAUGGCUAGAAUGAAGGCCCUUUACAAAACACUAUUUUUGAAUAUGCUUGCGCCUUCUAUUAGGCAGCCAUCGGACAUGGAGUACUGGAUGUACCAAACCAGCAAUGAUAAUAUAAAAGCAUAUAUUGUUGCACAUACUGAAAAUCCAUCCAUUCCAAAGAAAUUAACUCAAAAUAGACAAGAUAAUACAUUUGUUAUAAUGAAUAACCAAUUGGGCAGGGUGUCUUUGGAGAGUUAUUUACCAAACUCUAGAAGCAAUUCAUUAAGCCAGGCAAAGCUUGAGAAGCUGAAUUCAAUUGUUCCUGGCAUAGUAAGCACUGUUCAAAAAGCACAGUCAAGUAAUGGCGGUGUGUAUAUAAAUAUAAAUGAAGAUGGUGUGUGUGUAUAUAUGGAUCCACUGCUGCGCAGCACAUUACAUGAUAUGGGGGAGAACAAUAUUGAUGACUAUUUGUUGAAAAAAACCAAAAAUUAUAUGGAUCUAAAGAUGCCAAACAGCAUAAAUCAGCAAGCUUCUGCCUUUCUUUCACUAAUUCAGCAGAUUUUCCAGAGCAAACAAAAAGAAACAGACUCGUUUGUAAAUGUUAAUAUAGUCGAUGUUAGCUCGCUUGAUAACGAAAGCAUGCCUUCUCUCUCUAUUACUGAAAUUGUAGACGAAUUCGAAUGGCCAGAAAUUCAAGAAUCACGACUAAGUAUCGAGGAAGAAGAACUGCCGUCAGUCUCUAUUUCUGCUAGUAAUAUUCCUUUGUUGCCUUCUGUGGAAGAAUCAGUGCAUCAAGCAACAAAGCCUGUUAAUAAUGCCGGCUCUUCUCUAGAAGACUUUAAAGCACUUCCUAGCUAUAAUCCAGAAAAUUUUAGAAAUGUCUCUGUUGCAACUAUUUCUGAGAUUUCUGAGCAGCUUAGCGAUUUUGUAAUACCACAUACACAUAUAAAUCCAGAAACAGCGCAUGAAUCUAUAGUCAGCUGCACAAACCAGGCUGAAGAAACUUAUGAUUCUCACACACCCGCAAGCUUUCAAUCUACUGUCUAUGCGCCUCCUGUCUUAGAAGCCCCAGCUUCUGUGGUGAGAGCAGUUUCCAGCAGCAGUCCAGAUUCUUCAAAGAUCAGUGCACCUGAAAAUAGCUCGCCAAAUGACCAGAAAAAGGAAAAAUCAUAUAAGAUUUCCCAUCCUGAGUCGAAAGAGGAUAAUCCACUGACUAAUUUGAAUAGAAGUGCCCAGCAGGAAGAGGCAAACCCAUCUGAAGAGAUGUACUCUGCGCAUUCUACUCUAAAUUCGGAUGAACAUAAUUUUAACAAUGCCCAGCCCAUGUCAUUCAAUGAUUUUAUGACCAGAGAUAUCACAUAUCACAUAGAAGACAGCAUAAAUUCAUAUAAUUCUUCCAUGAAUCCGAAUAUAAGAAAAAAUAUUUCAAUACAGAACCCAUUAGUAAAUUUGCACAAGCCGGAUUUAUCAUAUAAUUCCGCAGAAGAUGUGUCUGAAUAUAUCACAGCAGAGGACCAACUAAGCAACCAUGAUUUUAAUCACGACUCUGAAGAGAAUAGCAUCACACAAUCUAGAGAAAAAGAAGCCGCUGCUUCCUAUGAAAACAAUAUAAAAAAAGCCACCAAAGAAAGCAACUCAAUUCCGAGUGUUUGGGUCUAUGUUUUGUGGUGUUCUCUAACUUUUAGUGUAUUUUUAUUAUCUGUUUUUGUCAUACUGGCUUACAACAGAUAUAAAGCAAAGAAAAAAGAGAGAGCAAUUGCAAAAGCAAGAGCAAACACAGAUUUUUGUGACCAAGAUAAAUUAAUAUGCCAGGGGUCUAAUAUAUAAAUUAUAUCUUGUGAUUAACA